AUGGCUUCGCAGCCGCCAACACUACCUUCACUGACAAACAGCUCGUUCCCCUUCCCGCCUCCUCCGCCGACCACGUUAACUCCACUACCGCCAUUGCUACCCCCAAUACCCGACAGUUGGGUGCUGCUGGCGCUGCCCAUCAUCACCUACUGGUCGCUGUCGCUGUUCUUCCAUUUCCUCGACACCUACAAUCUCCUGUCGCGGUAUCGGCUACACACACCCGAAGAGGUCCUGAAAAGAAACCACGUUACGCGCCGCGAGGUGAUCCGCGAUGUCGUGCUGCAGCACAUCGUCCAGACGAUCGUCGGCGGGAUAACCGCGUUCUAUGAGCCCACCGAGAUGGUGGGUCGAGAGGCGGCCGAAGUGUUUGCGCUGUACACGCGGUUCUUGUCGGUCGAGCGAUGGAUGACGGCGGCCCUGGGGGUCGUCGGGAUCAAUGGUGCCGCGUUGGAGGAGAAGGUUGUGCGCGGGGUUGUGGGCGCCGGCGGCGGCCAGCUGCUGAACACGGCUAUGGGAUGGUUGGGGUUGGGCGGUGGUCCGGCGGACUGGAAGCUUUCGGUCGCAGAGUUUGUCUACUGGUAUAUCCUGCCGGCUGUCAGGAUAUGGUUCGCAAUCUUUGUUCUCGACACAUGGCAGUACUUUUUGCACCGGCUCAUGCACGAGUCCAAGUGGCUUUACAAAACGUUUCACUCUCGUCACCACCGUCUCUACGUUCCAUUCGCGUUCGGCGCGCUCUACAACCAUUGGUUCGAAGGUCUACUCAUGGACACCAUCGGCGCCGGGCUCGGUUACAAACUUUCGGGAAUGGGCAUCCGCGGCGGAAUGAUUUUCUUUUCUUUCUCGACCAUGAAGACCGUCGACGACCAUUGCGGGUACGCACUGCCAUGGGAUCCUCUGCAGAAGAUCUUCUGGAAUAAUGCCGGCUACCACGAUGUGCACCACCAGAGCUGGGGAAUCAAGACCAAUUACUCGCAGCCAUUCCUGAUCUGCUGGGACCGCUGGCUCGGAACGCAAUGGACGGGUGGCGACGCGUCGGCGCGCUACGCCGCCUCGCGCGAACGUGCCGCUGCCGCUGUAGAACGGGACCGCGUCGCCGCUCUCCUCCCGCCGCAGAAAGACGACAUCACAAACUCGCACGUGAAUGGCCACACCACCACCAACGGCGGCGUCGCGGCCAUGAACGGCAAGGUACGGGAGGGGCGGAAACAAGUGGGCGAGACGGUGGUGCGGGAAGAGGCGGCGGAGGAGCGGCGAGCACAGGCCGAGGUCGAGUCGCUCCGGAGGAGUACGCGCAGGAGGACUACAAGGAUUGCCGCGUAA
Tricharina praecox is the source of this 1320-nucleotide messenger RNA. Its product is annotated as fatty acid hydroxylase superfamily-domain-containing protein. The record is from RefSeq and is a predicted model, not a curated record. The transcript is spliced from 3 exons. Gene Ontology annotation, molecular function: oxidoreductase activity; iron ion binding. NCBI's taxonomy places the organism in Eukaryota, Fungi, Ascomycota, Pezizomycetes, Pezizales, Pyronemataceae. Bases 1 to 1320 code for a protein of 439 amino acids. Gene Ontology annotation, biological process: lipid biosynthetic process.